CGGAGCUCACCGAGCGCACAACGCAUUUGGACUUUUCAAGAUUAAAGUCUUCUUCUACGAAGUGUUCGGAGAUACACGUCGAUGCCGACUCUCUGAAGAACCCGGUUAUUGGUUUAUGGUGACAGAUCUGUGCAGUGGUUCGACUCGUUGAAAAGAAGAUUAGAUGAUUCUUCAGAGCGAGACUAGAUGUGAUUCUGGUUUUGUCCUCGUGCCGUCCAGGGAACACCGGGCCCUCCGUGAGAUGUCCUGACGACCUCUGACCCUCGCACCAUGGACGCCCGUCUGCAAGGAAACCCUCAGCUCCAACACAGGGUCAACGGAGGAGGUGGUCGAAGCUCCAGGCCAGGCGAAGAUGAUGCUCUGCAGUACCUGAGCCAGGAGGAGCAAGAGUGCCUCAAGUUCUUCGAGAAGACCAUCGACUCGUUGGACGAGAGCCUGGAGCCAGUCGACGGAGCCCCAACCUCGAAUCCCACCGUGUCCUCCCUCUUGGCCAGACAUCCCGGUCCUAAAGACCAGGAUAUUAUAUACCUGGUCCGCCCAGAACCGGACCUGGUGCAGACCAAAGAGCGACUAUUCAAUCCCAGCAAUCCAGAUUUUCAGAGUAUGAUGCAGAACCCUGAAAGCCACUUCGGGAUGAAGCCAAGGCAAAAUUCGAUGGACAGCUUGCCUUCAGAGUACAACCCUCCACUACCAAGCGGCAGCUAUGGGUCGACAGACAACCACUCUUCCUACCAUCCUCCAGGCUGCAUCCCCACCCCGGUCCUGAUUGCCCAGCAGAUAGCAGAUAACCGGGGAGGUGGAACUAACUUGCGUUCCUCCUCAUACCGCCGUAGUCACAACCAGGAGUCCGACAAGCCACAGAGCCCAGUUGGUGAUCUUCAUCUUAAACAUGGUCCUCCUAAGCCGUCCCGCUUCCCUGCUAACAUCAGCCUGACCCACAGCAACAAGGAGCACCAGAACCAGUCGCUGGGUAAUGUGAACAUCCACGACAGACGGGCGCAGAUGCUGGCAAACCUAUCGGGAACGUCAAACCCUCUGGUGCAAGAGGAUCCUCAGCCGGCCGUGGAGCCGACGGCACGAAAUAUUCCCACUCGCAGCAUUUCCUUCCAGGACCCCUCACCAGACAAAUCCAGGAUGGAGGCCCUGUCUAAGCUGCGCCUGAACAGGAACCGAGCCAUGUCCGAGGAAAUGUCGCUCCUCGCCGCCCCAAGCAGCACUUUUCCGAAUCCUCCGACACAUGCAGAAACCAUUGGCAAACCAAUGGAGGCCAGUGCUCCCCCAACAACAGACACCACCAUGAAAUUGCCAGAAGCCAAUGUUACGACGCCACGUCCGAGUCAGAGUCCUGUUGACAGAAAACCAGAGAUUCUGCGGUCAGAUUCUCUCAAGAGGUUUGACGAUAGAAACCACCAACUGAGCAGCUACUAUCCACCACCUCCUUUGGAUAACAUCUCGUCUUUCCCCCCUCCGCCUGAAGUCACCUCGCUGGAAUUUAACAGCUACGGGGGGAAAUCCAUCAAUGUGAACCCUUCUGUCUCAACCAGGAGCGAAUCUACAACUCCAUCUAGCCAUGAACCCAAAGUCCUGCCAACUGCGCUGGCUAACCCCAGCGAGUUCAACCCCUAUGGAGGAAAGACCAAAGUCAUGACCCCUGGUCCUGUAGCCAUGACCAGGAGCGACCUUCCCGACAUCCUCAGCACCCAUAUCAACAAGGGUCAGACCUUGCCUGCCAAAUCAGAGCCACUGCCCAUCGAGCUUAACAGUUAUGGAGGAAAGAGCCGAACCUUCAACCCAACCACCGGGUUGAAUCGCCCUUCAGACACCCCGGCAAGGAGUUUCAAAGCUCCAGUACCGGCCCCAAGACCUCCUCGGCACUCCUACCACGGCGACGUUACCCCCCAGAAACCAGCGCCGCGAGCCUUUUCCCCUGAACGCCGGCGGAGAUCCACCUCCAUGUUUCGUCCCCAAGGCAUCACCGUGCAGUUUUCCGGACGGGGGGCGAUGGACGAACCGCGCAGGGAGGCGUUGAGGAAACUGGGACUGCUUAAAGAGUCUUGAUGAACUCUCUGGGGAAUCAAGUCUCCAAUCCGUCGAGCCUGAAUCUCUGGUGUGUACCUGCUGGUGGAGGUUGGAAUGCUAGAAGUUUCCCCAUGUAUGUCUGAGUGUGAGGUGUGGUUGGAGAGAAACCUACUCUUACAAAGGAAUGGAGACAGAUCCAACGAUAGACCUGCACAGCCAGUUCUCACUUCCGACAAACCAUUGUGACACGGUGCAGCUGUUGCUGUUUCAAUGACUAUAGUUUGCACAGAUAAACUGCUUUAUGUUGCCUCCGAUCCAAGACAUUAUUAUACCUCGACCGAAGACAUUUUGGGAGCAAACCGAUGUAAAGAGAAGCAUCAUCUUCCUGCAGGAAUCCCCGUUGUUUGACACGAGGCUGAUUGUGAAUAGCCACAUUCUUUUUAAAACUGGGUCCCAUUUCCUAAAAACUUCUUCAAGAAAAAGGACUGGAAACAUUUUAUAUUUUGUUACUGUAAGACCCAAACUCCUAAUUCCUAUAAAAGAUGUACAUUUUUUUUAAAACACAAAUUUAUGUUUUUAGCUGCAAGAAGAUACUUAUAGCUGCAACUUAAACUGCAGCUAAUUAUGCACAAGAGUAAUUAGAUCAACAAAAAAGAAAGCAAUAAAUUGUUACAUUAUGGAGUAUUUUAGCUGCAAAUUUGAUUUUAAAUCCUUUAAAAAACCCAAAUAGUUUGAAAAUACUCUGAAAAGAGCUCCCGUUGUUUGUUUCUGGAUCCAGGUUAAGUUAUAUUGUUAGUUUUACGGUGUCACUUUCCUUCCAGAAGCUAACAGCAGAGUGAAAUUAAUGUUUGUGAAGUUACUCUGGAGCCUUAUUUUUUAAAUUAUUUCUAUGUUUUAUUGACUUAUGGGCAUUUUAGUCAGCGGUGAGUUUGUGUGUGUGAGUUGUUUUUUCUGUCAGCACUUUGGGGAAAGAACAAAGUUGAAGGCACUUUUCUUGGGUGCAAUUUUAUUACUUCUGAAAACGACUAAAACUAUGUAGUAAAUUGCAGAAAGGUUGUUAUCUUACUAUGGAAUCGAAUAUUGACAAGAAAAUCACACAAAGUGUUCUGGAAGCUGAUUCCUCCAUUGACGUCCUGGGAUAUCAAUGCUGCAGGAGUCACGCUGCAAUGUAGAUUCUAGAUGUAAAGCUGGACGAUAUUGUUACUCAAACCUCCCACACCAAACACAGACUGUGGAUUGGCUUUGUGGGCAGGACUUCUACUUUUUUUUACUUACUACACAGAGGGAAUACUUUGAAAGUGCUCUUUAGGGAUGGGCGAGCACAUGGCAUUGUACAAAAACACAAGCACUAAAAACCAGAGUCUAGAAAUACAUCCUGGAUUACUUAUGUGUUUUUAUUCCUGUUGAGCUGUUGUCGAAUACUUUGGGACAUUUUGCAAAGUGUGUUAUUUAACUGUUGUACCAGCAUAAGCAUGUAUGUGUGUGUGUGUGUGUGUGUAUGUUUACUGACUCCGGCAUCUGUAGUUCACCUACAGCAACUUUUGAAGUAUAUUUUGUUCCCACGAAGAAGUAUCGAGGUACUUUUCCUGUGUGAAUAUUUUUUUUUUUUAGUUUCGAGACUCCGGUUCUCUGUAGUUCAGCUACAGUCAUUUUGAAGUAUCUAAUGGUGCAUACAUAGAGUAUACAGAAACGUACUUUAUUGGGAAAUGUUUUGUGCAAAGUGUACAAAUGUGCACAUAACAGGGAUUUAAAAAGUCUGUGCAUAUGUGGUGAAUGGGAAGAUCAUGUGAGCGUUGCUGCUACGGUACAACACCCUGGUAUACUGUCUGACUUAUUUUAUAUGUCCAUAUUAUAAACUGUAUAUACUCUGCUUAAUAUAUAUAUCAUGUUGAAAUUGUUGUCAUCAAUCAUUAAACAGAAUAAUAGUGA
Molecule: messenger RNA, 3948 nt
Organism: Anarrhichthys ocellatus (wolf-eel)
Lineage: Eukaryota; Metazoa; Chordata; Actinopteri; Perciformes; Anarhichadidae
Gene: proser2
Product: proline and serine rich 2
Exons: 4
Coding region: 271-2058 (595 amino acids)
Source: RefSeq, a predicted model, not a curated record